AUGCCGGCCGCGAUUUCAAGCCUGCAUACAGCCGUGGGAAGGAUGGUAGCGCUGUCAGCAGCGGCAAUCUUCGCAGCCUAUGUUGUGCCUCGUACAGGUGCCUUCGUGGCUUCACCGCCUAUGCGCACAGGACAAAGGCUGCCCCCUUUGAAUACUCAUGUCAGCACACCAUCUUCCGAUUCUGGCGUGCAGCUGACAGCGACUGCUGCAAGCGCAGCGUGUGCCUUCGUCGCUGCGGCGGCUGCUGCAUCCUUUGCCGCGGCCAUCCCGGUGCGCGGAGCCAGCGCAGCGCCAAAGAAGGCAAACGUGGUCGUUCGCGCCGGUGCCUGGAGCGCGGGCUCCUCCGGAAGCAUCUCUUCAAGCGGUUCAUCCUUUCUUGGAAGCUCAAUGGCCGGUUCCGUGACCGGGCCGGUGGCGUCGGCGCCCUCGAACAGCUCGGGAUCUGGCCUCACCUCCAUGAAGAUGAUGUUCGAGCGCUUUAACGAGAAGGCGAUCAAGGCCGUAAUGACCGCCCAGGAGGAGUCCAGACGGUUAGGCCACAACUAUGUCGGCACCGAGAUGCUUUUGGUCGGCGUUGUUGCUGACACCUCCGGUCCUUCGGCCAAAGUUUUGAAGAAGUUCAACGUCACGCUGAAGGACACUCGGAGAACUGUGGAAGAGACCGUGGGACGUGGCAGCGGUAUGGUCUCCGUGGAGAUCCCAUUCACUCCGGCAGCCAAGCGCGUCCUGGGCGAUGGAGUGGAGGAGGCGAAGAGGUUAAACGCCAAUACGAUUGACACUGCCCACAUCUUGUUGGCCCUCCUCAAAGAGGACAACGGCAACGCAGUCAACAUUUUGGGGAAGCUGGGUGUGGAUCCGUCCAAAAUGCCAGAAGAGAUCAUCAAGGAGCUCCAAGAGAAGGAGGAGCGGAGCCUCGUCGGCGUCACCUCACGUGGAGGAGGUUCCGGAAAGACCGUGACGCUGGAAGAGUUCGGAAACGACCUGACCAAGGCAGCUGAAGAGGGCAAGAUGGACCCGCUUGUUGGCCGCCAGGCAGAGCUGGAACGCACCAUUCAGAUCCUCGCCCGAAGGCAGAAGAACAACCCAGUGCUAAUUGGUGAGCCGGGCGUGGGCAAGACGGCAAUUGCUGAGGGAUUGGCACAAAAGAUUGUGGCUGGAGACAUCCCAGAGCUCCUGCAAGGCAAGCGUAUUGUGCAGCUCGACCUAGCAAUGCUGCUGGCCGGAACACGCUACCGCGGAGAGUUCGAAGAGCGCCUCAAGAACGUGAUCAAGGAGGUGCUGGACUCCAAGAAGCAAAUCAUUCUCAUGAUUGAUGAGAUCCACACUAUCGUUGGCGCUGGAGGAACAGGCGACGGCGGUGGUGCGAUUGACGCAGGGAACAUCAUGAAGCCGGCCCUGUCCCGCGGAGAACUGCAGGUCAUUGGGGCCACUACAAUUGAGGAGUACAGGAAGUACAUCGAGAAGGACAAGGCCCUUGAACGACGUUUCCAGCCCGUGAAUGUCCCUGAGCCCACAAAUGAAGAGACGCUCACGAUCUUGAAGGGCCUGGCAAAGAAGUACGAGGAGCACCACAAGCUCAAGUAUACUGAUGAAGCUCUGGCGGCGUGUGUAAAGUUCGCCUCGCAGUACAUUCAAGAUCGGUUCCUUCCAGACAAGGCAAUUGAUGUCCUGGAUGAGACCGGUGCUCGAGUGCGACUUCGUGAGUCCUCCAUCCUCCCAGAGGAGGCCAAAGAAGCACAGAACAAGCUGAAGGAGGUCAUGACAAGCAAGGAGGAAGCCGUCAGAAACCAGAACUAUGAGCUCGCCCAAGAGCUUAAGGCAGAGGAGAGCAGCCUUCGGACAAAGAUCAAGAGCAUCAUUAGUGAGUCGAAGUCUGCCCUGGCAACGGACGAAGAUGAGGAAGAGGCCGACGGCGACGAGAAGGCAAGGAAGGAGAUUCUGGUCACCGAGGCUGAUGUAGCGGCUGUGGUCUCCAAGUGGACCGGCGUUCCUGUUGAGAAGGUCUCUUCUGACGAAGGAGCUCGCCUGGUCAAGCUGGAAGAGGUUCUCCAUGCCCGCGUGAUUGGGCAGAACGAGGCCGUCACAGCUGUGGCCAAGGCUGUCCGGCGCGCAAGAGCUGGGCUGAAGAAUCCCAACCGACCAAUCGCAUCUUUCAUCUUCUGUGGUCCGACAGGAGUUGGGAAGACGGAGUUGUGCAAGGCCUUGGCAGCGGCGUACUUCGGUAAGGAGGAUGCCAUGAUCCGCCUGGACAUGUCCGAGUUCAUGGAGCGCCACACCGUGUCCAAGCUCAUCGGCAGUCCACCAGGUUAUGUUGGCUAUGACGAAGAGAGCCAGCUGACUGACGGAAUCCGUCGCAAGCCAUACAGCCUCGUCCUUUUCGACGAGGUCGAGAAGGCACACCCAGAUGUGUUCAAUCUCAUGCUUCAGAUUCUGGAGGACGGCCGCUUGACCGACUCCAAGGGCCGCGUCGUUUCCUUCAAGAAUGCGCUGAUCAUCAUGACCUCCAACGUCGGGGCCAAGGCCAUCGAGAAGGGUAUCCAGGGCGGCGGUGGCAUCGGCUUCAGCGGCCUGGAGGACGCAGAGGAUGCAGAGACGUCGAGCUACAACCGCCUGAAGACGUUGGUCUUCGACGAGCUCAAGAACUUCUUCAAGCCUGAGUUCCUCAACCGUUUGGACGAGGUCAUUGUCUUCAGAUCACUGACGAAGCCAGAGGUUGCGCAAAUUGCGGAGCUGGAGUUCAAGAAGACGUUCAGCCGAACGAAGGAGAGAGGUAUCCAGCUAAGCAUGACGGAAAAGUUCAAGCAGAAGGUUGUGGAUGAGGGCUUCAAUCCCACUUACGGUGCCAGACCACUCCGGCGGGCAAUCAUGCGCUUGGUAGAGGAUGAAUUGGCCGAGUCGUUCCUCAAGGAGCCGACACGAGAAGGUGAGCACAUCCUCAUGGAUGUCAAUGCAGACGGAAAUGUCAUGAUUCUCCGGGACCAGCCGGCCCCGGAGGGUGCAGAGGAAGAGGAGAUGAAGGUCGUGGAGACGACUGCAGCGCGGGCAUGGCCUCAGAAGAAGCGUUCAGCUCAAGAUGCUCGCUUUUCUGCUGAAGUUGCUGCCGCGAUGGCCGCUUUGUCGGCAGCGAGAUUUUGA
This is a messenger RNA of Symbiodinium sp. CCMP2592, 3135 nucleotides long. The record is from the annotation of a GenBank genome assembly. NCBI's taxonomy places the organism in Eukaryota, Dinophyceae, Suessiales, Symbiodiniaceae.